AUGUGCUCUCUCAGCGCAGCCAAUGCCAGGUUCUGUCUUGACUUUUUCAGAGAGCUGAACAAAAGAAAAAGAAAUGAAAACAUCUUCUUCUCCCCACUAAGCCUGUCAGCUGCCUUUGGAAUGGUUGUCCUUGGAGCCAGGGGCAGCACACUCGAGCAGAUUGAGAAGGUCUUUCAUUUCAGAGAAGUUUUGAGCAGUACAAGACAAGGAUACCCAUCUGGAGAGGUCCAACUUUGCAUAGGAAAGCUCAAGCCUACCACGAAACAUCUGUUUUCCUGUUUGAAGUGUGAAGAAGAUGAAGGAGUCCAUUCCCAGUUCCAGGCUCUGUUGGCUGAAGUCAGUGAACCUGGACCAGGCUGUUGUCUCACCAUUGCCAACAGGCUCUUUGGAGAAAUUACUUACCCGUUCUUCCAGCGGUACUUGGAUUCCACAAAAAAAUUCUAUCGAGCAGAACUGGAACCAGUAAACUUUAAAUACACUGAAGAAGAAGUCAGAGACAAAAUUAACUUCUGGGUUGAAAAUGAGACAAAAGGUAAAAUCAAAGACCUAUUUGCUGCUGGUUUUAUUGAUCCCUCUACUGUACUCGUCCUGGUCAAUGCUAUAUAUUUUAAAGGAAAGUGGGCAGUAGAAUUUAAGAAAGAAGACACUAAGGAAAUGUAUUUCCACCUGAACAAGAAUGAGAGAAGGAAAGUGCAGAUGAUGUUUCAAGAAGGAAAUUUUAACAUGACCAUCAUAGAGGAACUGAAAACAAAAAUCAUAGAGCUCCAGUACUUCAAUAAUGAAAUGAGCAUGUUCAUUCUUCUUCCUGAAGAUGACUGUGAGGACUUUACUGGCCUAGAACAGCUUGAAUGUGCCCUCACCUACGAAAAACUAGCAGAAUGGACCAGCUUGGCUACGAUGCAACCAGUGAGAGUGAAGGUGUACCUGCCCCAGUUCAAGAUGGAGGAAAGUUAUGUUCUCAACAGCACUCUCCAAGAGAUGGGAGUAAUGAAUGUUUUUGAGUGGGGAAAAGCUGAUUUGUCAGGAAUCUCUAUGAAAGAUGGCUUGGUUGUGUCCCAGGCCAUCCAGAAGACAAUUGUGGAAGUGACUGAAGAGGGCACCGAAGCUGGUUGUUCCAUGGGACUUCUUGCAAUGCCUCUGUGUUGCCCAGAGACUUAUGAGUUCAAAGCUGACCGUCCAUUCCUCUUCUUCAUCAGACACAACCAAACCAACACCAUUCUCUUCUUUGGAAGAUAUUCUUCUCCUUAA
Molecule: messenger RNA, 1248 nt
Organism: Pseudopodoces humilis (Tibetan ground-tit)
Lineage: Eukaryota; Metazoa; Chordata; Aves; Passeriformes; Paridae
Source: RefSeq, a predicted model, not a curated record